Molecule: messenger RNA, 2052 nt
Organism: Recurvomyces mirabilis
Lineage: Eukaryota; Fungi; Ascomycota; Dothideomycetes; Mycosphaerellales; Teratosphaeriaceae
Exons: 2
Coding region: 1-2052 (683 amino acids)
Source: RefSeq, a predicted model, not a curated record
AUGGCAUCGCACAAGAGACCAGUACGAGUAGGGGGCGCCAGCGGUGGCUUCUCUGACCGCGUACGUGCAAUCUCAUCUCUGGCAAAGAACGAAGAUGUCGAUGUCAUUGUUGGCGACUGGCUAUCAGAAAUGACCAUGACGAUACACGGCAGUGGCAAGCAACGGACCCUUAAGCAACUCUCAGCAAAGAGCCAGCAGUUUGGCCAACUCAACUUGGAACAACAGCUCCAGACAGCCAUGUUCGCUGAGAACUUCAUGGAUUGCUUCGAACCCGCUAUUGAUGACCUAGCUAGACGAGGAAUCAAACUUGCGGUCAAUGCUGGUGCUAGCGAUACCGAAGUGCUGGCCAAGCUCGUACUCCAAAAAGUCCAAGCCAAGGGCCACGAUCUUAAAGUAGCCUGGAUUGAGGGUGACGAGCAGACCGAUAAUGUUCGUCGACUUAUCAAGCACGGCGAGACAUUCGAAAGUCUUAUGCACGGCCGCAAGAUCCAGGACUGGCCGAACGAGAUUGUGUGCGCUCAAUGCUAUCUUGGAGGCCUCGGUAUCGCAGAAGCAUUUCGACAAGGUGCAGACAUUGUGAUCGCCGGCCGGGUAGCAGAUGCUGCGCCUGCGAUAGGUGCUGCUGCUUGGUGGCAUGGCUGGAACCAAUCGAACCUGGACGAACUUGCCGGUUCGCUUGUGGCGGGACACUUGAUCGAGUGCGGAGCUUAUGUGACAGGUGGCUAUAUGUCUUCUUUCAAGGACUUGCUCAGACAGCGAAAACAUGUCAAUCUCGGCUUCCCAAUCGCAGCGAUAGAUCAUCUUGGCCAAUGUGUUAUUACCAAGGAGCAAAACACCGGCGGCUGCGUGACAGUCGACUCUGUGACCAGCCAGCUGCUGUACGAGAUCCAAGGGCCGAUGUACUACAACAGCGAUGUCGUUGCUCAGCUGGAGGGUAUCCGUAUCGAGCAGAUUGGUGAUGACCAAGUGACAGUAUCUGGCGUGCGAGGACUGCCGGGUCCAGACACUACUAAGGUCGGCAUCUCAGGGUUCGCCGGCUACCAAGCUGAGUACCAUAUCUACCUCUGCGGCCUGGAUCUUGAUGAGAAGUGCCAGUAUGCUGAAGAGCAAAUUCGAUAUGAGCUGGGUGAGGAACGGCUAAAGAAAUUCACCUGCCUGCAAUUCACACGUAACGGAGACUGUCCUGUCGAUCCUCGUAAUCAAGAUGUCGCUACUGUCGACUUGCGUAUUUUUGCACAGAGCAGAGAUCGAGAGCUGUUGAACAUGCGCAAUCCGGAAGGCUUCUUCCGCAUCAGCAUGGUCAACUUCCUGAUGAGCUGCCCAGGCGCAUCUCUCGGCAACGACACGAGACUAGCAGAAGGCAAGCCUUUCUACGAGUACUGGCCAGCGCUGCUCCCACAAUCAGCCGUCACACACAGAGCACACCUGCUCUACACUCCAAGUGGUGGAGGCCAAAAUGUGAUUGACAUUCCACCACCAACGAAUACGGCCAAGCAUCUUCGCCAGCAGCCUUCGUAUGACACGAACAGCCCUGUCGACCUUGCUGCUUACGGUGAAACUGUGAGAGUACCGCUUGGCACAAUUGUGCUCGGCCGCUCAGGUGACAAAGCCUCAGAUUGCAACGUUGGCUUCUUCGUCCGCGAGUCACCCAACAAUGAAAUUUGGGAGUGGUUUCGAAGUGCUCUCACAGUCACCAAGAUCCGCGAGCUCCUGGGACCAGAAGAGUGCGCCAAGUUUGGCCAAUGGGCUCAGCAACCCUCGCAGAUCACAUCACUCUCAGCGGGCCACCUUGCGAACGGACACACCACUGAGCCAGCGAAGAAGAAGGCGAAAGUAAGCGGUGCGACGAACGGUGCAUCGCAUGAUGUAAUGCGCAUCGACAGAUUCGAGAUGCCUCAUGUUCGUGCCGUACACUUCUUGCUGCAUGAUCACCUUGAUCGAGGAUACGAUAGUUGCUCGACAUAUGACACACUUGGCAAGAAUUGCUGCGAGUAUUUGAGGUCGAAACUAAUUGAUGUGCCGAAGAAGUUUUUGGAGUAUGCCAGGAUCUAG